GCCUCAUCCUCCUUUGUGUAUCUUCAACCUCUCCUCCCGCUCAUGUCCCAUCUCCUCCGAUGCGGCGAGCAGUCAUCCAGAACCUGCGCACCUUUCGCCGGCCGACUCCGCGAAAAGGUGUGAAAGCGCUGCGCAUCAACACUCCUCACAAUGUCGCCUUCCAACGCUCGAUAGCGUCCAAGAACACGCAAGCGAAUCCCUCGUCCAUGCGCUGGCCUCGACGACUGUCGAUGCCCGCUGCUGUUGGUGUCGCGGCUGCAGCAUCAUAUUACGCAUACCAACGGACUGGGCAACCCGCGUUUCCCGCAUCAGACGCCUCUGCUCAAGUUCAAAGCCGCGGACACGCCACCGCCGCUGCCACCGCCUAUUCGGAAUUCACGACUUCGCCGAUAGGGGUGCAUAGUUCGGAUGUACCAGAAGCAGUCCGCAAAGCAUUGAUCGUUGAGCAAGGGCAACUCUUCACCGCGCAAAUACCCGCGGGCCAGCCAAUCAGCAAGGAGACGGACAGCUCUGGGCGCAAAGUUCUCGAGAUGCUCACUCCGGAGCAAGCGACUGCCCGGCUGCGGACUAACGAAGAGAGCUACCUGGUAGGAAGAGGAGAAGGAGUCGUGCGAUACGACGUAGUCCAGAUACCCAGCAACAAUCCCAUCGAAGAUGACCACGUUGAGAAGAUUGUGGAAGUGCCAAAUACCACCGCUGCGGCGACAGACGGCAAGACGAAGGCCGAUUGGAUGUUCUGGGGUGUGUUUGAUGGACACGCAGGAUGGACGACCUCGGCAAAGCUGCGGGAGACCUUAGUGUCAUACGUGGCACGUGAAUUGAACGUGACGUAUAAAACGGCGCUCUCGGACCCUAAGCUGACCUUCCCAUCGGCCGCGGCUGUUGAUGCCGCCAUCAAGAAGGGGUUCGUCACGCUUGAUGAUGAGAUUACCCACGGUUCGGUGCAGAAAGUUCUCAAGGCACAGUCCAAGACUGUUGCGGCAGAGGUGCUCGCGCCAGCUCUAUCAGGGUCCUGCGCCUUACUCAGCUUCUACGACAGCAGAUCGCAGGAACUGCGAGUUGCUUGCACAGGUGACAGCAGGGCAGUGCUCGGCCGAAGAGGACGAAGCGGAAAGUGGACAGCUACGGCGCUGUCGGUCGAUCAAACUGGAGGCACUCCUUCCGAGGAUGCACGCCUACGUCGAGAACAUCCUGACGAGCCAUAUGUCACCCUGAACGGACGGAUCCUGGGCGGUCUCGAGCCUAGCCGAGCUUUUGGCGAUGCUGUGUACAAGUGGUCCAAAGAGACGCAAGACAAGCUCAAGAACUCCUACUUCGGCCGCUCGCCAUCAAAGUUCCUCAAGACUCCGCCAUACGUGACAGCCGAGCCUAUCAUCACCACCACGAAGAUCGAGCCGGCAAAUGGAGACUUUGUGGUCAUGGCGACUGAUGGCUUGUGGGAGAUGCUCACAAACGAAGAAGUCAUUGGCCUCGUGGGCCAAUGGCUCGAGAAGCAAUCUUCGAACCAGAAGCUUGCUGGCAAACAAGGCAACAGCUGGCUCGGCUCCUGGUUCAGCAGUGCCCAGAAAUCCGCUCUUCCCGUCGAACACCACUCAGAAGGCAGCGCAGGAGGCCAACGCGCUCCCAUCCGCCAACAGCAGUGGGGUGUGCCCACGGGGCAGGAAGAGCGUUUCGUGUAUGAGGACGAGAACGCGGCGACGCAUCUCGUUCGCAAUGCACUAGGCGGCAAAGACUCAGACAUGGUAUCUGCUUUGCUCACGCUGCCUUCGCCGUACUCUCGCCGCUAUCGCGACGAUCUGACGGUGCAGGUCAUCUUUUUCGGCGAGGCGCAGGGGAACGGAAAGGUGGAGCUGAAUAAAGAGGCCAGUGCUACUGCUAACGGAUCAAAUGGUGGCAAUGGCGUGAAGGCGAAGUUGUAGAGUGGAGAGCGGGCUUGUUGCUCACAUAGCGCUGGCGUUCUGGGGCUUGCUAGAUGGUGAGGUGGUUGAUCUAACGGUCUCAUCCUAGAAUCUGCAUGAUAUUGAAUCCCAUAUCACGAUGUUCUUUCGCUCAAUUUCUUCAUCGUGAUGUACAUGUAUUUUGUAAAGCGCGGCGGCAGUCGUAAUAGCUGC
This is a messenger RNA of Neohortaea acidophila, 2111 nucleotides long. Its product is annotated as phosphatase 2C-like domain-containing protein. The coding region runs from base 60 to 1919 and encodes 619 amino acids. Gene Ontology annotation, molecular function: protein serine/threonine phosphatase activity. The record is from RefSeq and is a predicted model, not a curated record. The transcript has a single exon. Gene Ontology annotation, biological process: protein dephosphorylation. Lineage: Eukaryota; Fungi; Ascomycota; Dothideomycetes; Mycosphaerellales; Teratosphaeriaceae.